Molecule: messenger RNA, 2101 nt
Organism: Tigriopus californicus
Lineage: Eukaryota; Metazoa; Arthropoda; Copepoda; Harpacticoida; Harpacticidae
Product: nischarin-like
Exons: 1
Coding region: 182-1612 (476 amino acids)
Cellular component (GO): cytoplasm
Molecular function (GO): protein kinase binding; phosphatidylinositol binding
Source: RefSeq, a predicted model, not a curated record
UGGCAUGUCGUCUUUAUCAUUUAGAAAUGAGUCAACUUUCUCCCUUUUCGUCACCCUUUCAGCGUGCAGGCUUUGUGCAGUACCUUCUCUGACUGUCAUCCUCAUAUACAGAGAGUGAUAAAAUAAGAUUCUAUGGUUUCUUGCUCCUAUCUGCACGGUUUGGGUGCUCUGACCAGCAGCCAUGUCCAAUAUCUACGCUCCGGAUGUUCAAUUGGGCAUCAGCAUCCCCGAGGUGUGUACCAAAGACAACGUGACCUUCUAUCAGGUCACGAUUGCCAUGGCCUCACAAGAUGUUCAUUGGAAGGUGGAGCGACGCUAUCGUGAUUUUGCCGAGCUUCACGAGACCCUCCUUGAGUGUGGAGUGAGUAAGGAAAGUCUACCCCAAAAGAAGUACAUAGGCAAUAAGGAGGCCCAAUUCGUGAUGAAGCGACGCAAAGACCUCGAAUCCUACUUACAAUCUGUCACGCAAUUCUUGAAAUGUUCCAUUCCCGAAUCGUUAGCUAGGUUUCUCGAACUAGACAAGUUUGACGUGAACUACAUUCUUCGAGAUUUAGCUGGGGAGCACUUUGAUAGGUUGGCAGUGGGUCGAGAAGACCCUUGGUUGUUUGAGGCCAUUUGGACGCCAUUGGAGUUGUUUUCCUUGUCUCAACGCCUCAAAAGUCCCCUUCCCCCUCAAGAUCCGGGUUCGAAGAGGUGGGAUUUCACCAAUGUGGCCGAUCGGGUGUGUCAGAUGAAGGCUUUGAAGGUCAAUGGACACUCGGAGAAUCUAGGUCUGUCCAACAUUUGUCCAAAUCAGUUGAAAUACGACUUCCUGGCCUUCAAGAAUCUGACCAAACUCAUCUUGAGUGAAGUGGUCUGCUCACCGGAUCAGAUUUCAGCCUUUGGUAAUGUGAGACAUACCCUUACGCACUUCAGUGUCAACAAAUGCCAUGUCGAGUCCAUUGCUCACCUCCUAUUGUGUGAUACUCCAUUCUAUAACCUCCAAGACGACGGAGAGCUCGCCCAGAUCAUCGACGCCAAUCCCAAUUUCGUGUGGAGGAAGCUCCAAGUCUUGGACUUACGGUACAACGACGUGAAGAAGAUCGACCGGAGCGUCACCUUGGCCCCACUGAUUGAAACCUUUCUUCUCGGUAGCAACAAGGUGACCGACAUUGAAAAUCUCACUACGCUCCCCAAGUUGAGUCAUCUCGAAUUGGCCGAUAAUGACAUACAUGAGACAGAUGAUUUGCAUAUCAAGCUGGGACAAGUUACUCGACUGGACUUGAGUCAUAAUAAGAUCAAGACCCUGGCUGGCUGGUCCAAGCUGUAUUCGCUGAAGAACGUCAACGUCUCCAAUAACCGUAUCAGGGAACUGAAGGACGUGUUCCCCUUGAGCCAAUUGCCUUGUCUCGAGGUCUUGAACCUUCAAGGGAACAAAGUGACCUCGGUGGUAGACUAUCGGAUCAAACUCUUUGAGUCCUUUGGGAAGCGAUGCUCCGAGCUGUGUCUGGACAACGAGAACCCUUCUCAGCGAGAAAUCGACAGAGUGUCCAUUCUGAUGGCUUUACGAGUGGCCAAGGAGGGAUUACCACCCACUACCCUCUUUGGGAAUCUGCCCAAGAGAGUCUCCUAGUUCCCCACGUUCCAUGUUGUUGGAUCAACUUCGCAGUCUGCCUGUGUGCCAAACUAAACGAGAAACACAUGUCCCAAACGUCAUUGUCAUUCAAUCCUGAAAGCUUCUUACAUUUUGCCUUCUCCGUGCACAUUACCAUUAACCAUUCCGGUAAUGGUUUGCCCCUUCAUAAACCACUUAUACCCUCAGACGGUGGUGAUGGCUGGUACACACGGGACCCUGCCAAUGAUUGCGUCGACCAAGAGCUUUUAGCGCGCCCGACUCCUAUAUUUUUGCAUAUCUAUGAAAUUUGUUUUAUAUCCAUGGAUCACUGAGAACCAAUCCUAUCGUGAGGCUAGACUGCCAACCAGCUUUACUAACAUACAUGUCUUUGUUAAUUCGGCGGUUGACAUUUCGCCUUGAACUCGAUUCCCCAAACCGCAAGCGUGUCUGAACUUUGCCUUCAUAUUGCCCUAAGCGAAAUAUUCUGAUAAUGAACUUAGAACUCGA